AUGGCUGCAGCAGCGUCGUGCUCUGCCUCGCCGCUCCUCCUCCCCUCAGGGCCGAGACAUGCGGCGGCCUCGACGGCGUGGCUUCGCGGCGGCGGCGCGUUCAGGAGCAGGGCGCUGAGCUCAGAAGUGUCGUGCUGCUGCAAGGCCGCCUCCGGUAGAAGCGCGGCGCAAUGCAGGGCGGCUGACGAUUUCUUGAUCGGUGGUGGCAGCAGUACCCGGAGGGGGUUGCUAGGAGUGGCCCUGGGAGCUUCUGCCUUGGGGCUGGCAGCGUUUGAUGCCGUCGCCGCCGGGUUGCCGCCCGAGGAGAAGCCCAAGCUCUGCGAUGCCUCCUGCGAAACCGAGCUCGAAAAUGUGCCUAUGGUAACUACAGAAUCCGGUCUACAAUACAAGGAUAUCAAAGUCGGCGAAGGGCCAAGUCCACCCAUUGGUUUCCAGGUUGCUGCAAAUUAUGUUGCUAUGGUGCCAAAUGGGCAGAUUUUCGACAGUUCACUGGAGAAAGGUCAGCCCUACAUAUUCCGUGUUGGAUCAGGACAGGUGAUUAAGGGGCUUGAUGAAGGGAUUUUGUCAAUGAAGGUUGGAGGACUACGUCGGUUGUACAUACCUGGUCCAUUAGCGUUUCCUAAGGGUCUUACUUCAGCACCAGGGAGGCCAAGAGUACCUCCUAGCAGCCCCGUCGUAUUCGACGUCAACUUACUGUACAUACCAGCUGCAAGAAAGGCAUAUUUUCAGUUCGCCGAUGGCAUACUCUAUAAGUUGCACACUGCAACUGACAUGAAGUUCCAUAUCAACAGGAUGGAGACAGCAGUGUGCAUCGCAGCGGAGAGGGAUGCUCUGGUUGCCUUCAACGCCAGCAUCAAGGACCCUCAUGAGAGGUUAAGUUCAUGGAGAGGUGAAAAUUGCUGCGACUGGAGCAGUGUCAGAUGUAGCAAGAAGACUGGCCAUGUCGUCCAGCUGGACCUUGGCGGAUACGCUCUUCAAGGUGAGAUCAAUCCAUCUUUGGCUGGUUUGACCAACUUGGUAUACCUCAACCUCAGCCAAAGUGACUUCAGCGGGGAGAACAUCCCUGAAUUCAUGGGCUCUUUCAACAUGUUGAGAUAUCUUGAUCUUUCGGGUGCCAAUUUUGGCGGUCCAAUCCCACCUCAGCUCAGUAAUUUAACAAGGCUCCGAUACCUUGACCUAUCCGGUUCUCAUAUGAUAACUGUCGGCUGUGAAUAUGCUUCCUUUGCUCGAGCUGUGAAUAUGCUUCCUUUGCUCGAGGUGAUUCGCUUGAAUGACGCAUACCUUCCUGUCACCAACCUCAAUUGUCUUCCUCAGGUGAACUUCACGACCCUUAAAGUACUUGAUCUCAAGAGUAAUAAUCUUAGUUCUUCCUUGCCAAAUUGGCUUUGGAAUCUAUCUUCCGUUUCAGAGUUGGACCUGUCUAGUUGUGGGCUUUAUGGUAGGAUUCCUGAUGAGCUAGGAAAACUGACAUCACUUAAGUUUCUUGCACUAACCGACAACAAGUUGAAAGGUGCAAUACCACAACCAGCAAGCAGUCCGAGCAACUUAGUACACAUUGAUUUGUCCCGCAACCUUCUGUCAGGAGAUAUCAUGAAAACAGCAAAGAAUCUUUUACCUUGCAUAAAGCGUUGGCAAAUUCUAGACCUUUCUGACAACAAAUUAAAAGGAAAUAUAUCUGGAUGGCUUGAGCAAAUGACAAGUUUAAGAGUUCUUGAUCUCAGUAAGAACUCAAUAUCUGGAGAUGUGCCAGCCAGCAUGGGCAAGAUAUCAAACCUGACACAUUUGGAUAUAUCCUUUAAUUCAUUUGAAGGCACGUUAUCAGAACUCCACUUUCUCAAUUUGUCAAGAUUGGACACUUUAGUUUUGUCAUCGAAUUCCUUGAAGAUUGUAAUGAAGCACGGCUGGGUGCCCCCCUUUCAGCUCAGAGAGCUAGGAAUGCAUGCUUGCAUGGUAGGGCCACAAUUUCCAACCUGGCUGCAAUCACAAACUAGAAUCGAGAUGAUUGAUCUAGGUAGUGCAGGCAUCAGUGGUGUAUUACCUGACUGGAUCUGGAACUUCUCUUCAUCAAUUACUAGCUUAAAUGUAUCAACAAAUAACAUAAGUGGAAAAUUGCCUGCAAGUUUGGCACAUUUGAAAAUGCUGACAGCUCUCAAUAUGAGGUAUAAUCAACUCGAGGGAAGUAUUCCUGAUUUGCCAAUUGGUGUUCAAGUGUUGGAUUUAUCCCACAACUACCUGUCUGGAUCAUUUCCACAGAGCCUCGCGGAAGUUGAAUUAUAUUACCUGCUUCUCUCAAACAAUUUUCUUAGUGGAGGAAUCUCAACAGAUCUAUGCAACAUGGUAUCAAUGUUAGUUAUUGAUCUAUCUAACAACAGUCUUUCAGGGGAGCUUCUGAACUGUUGGCGUACAAACUCAAACCUGUAUACCAUAGACUUCUCAAGCAAUAAUUUCUGGGGAGAAAUACCAUCCACCAUAGGAUCUCUAAGUAACCUCGUUACACUAUCUCAGAAAUAA
This is a messenger RNA of Miscanthus lutarioriparius, 2511 nucleotides long. Lineage: Eukaryota; Viridiplantae; Streptophyta; Magnoliopsida; Poales; Poaceae. The record is from the annotation of a GenBank genome assembly.